This is a messenger RNA of Ficedula albicollis (Collared flycatcher), 705 nucleotides long. RefSeq names its product basic helix-loop-helix family member e22 (gene BHLHE22). NCBI's taxonomy places the organism in Eukaryota, Metazoa, Chordata, Aves, Passeriformes, Muscicapidae. The annotation marks the transcript as partial. Gene Ontology annotation, molecular function: protein dimerization activity. The record is from RefSeq and is a predicted model, not a curated record. The transcript has 2 exons.
GGGGGCGGAGGGGGGGGCGGGGGGCUGAAGGCGGCCGAGGGCAGCUGCUCCAACAGCCACGGGCACGGCGGCAGCAAGAAGUCCAAGGAGCAGAAGGCGCUGCGGCUCAACAUCAACGCGCGGGAGCGGCGGCGGAUGCACGACCUGAACGACGCGCUGGACGGGCUGCGCUCCGUCAUCCCCUACGCGCACAGCCCCUCGGUGCGGAAACUCUCCAAAAUCGCCACGCUGCUCCUGGCCAAGAACUACAUCCUCAUGCAGGCGCAGGCCCUGGAGGAGAUGCGGCGGCUGGUGGCCUACCUGAACCAGGGCCAGGCGCUGAGCGCCCCGCUGCCCGCCACCCUCAACCCCUUCGGACAGUCGCCCGUGUACCCCUUCGGCUUGGUGGCUUAUCUCAACCAGGGCCAGGCCAUCUCGGCCGCCUCCCUGCCCAGCUCGCACCCUCCCCGUCACCCCACAGCCGGCUCCGGGUGUCCCAGGCAGGGAGGUGACAAGUUCUUCCCCCGCUCCCCGGGCCCUGCCCGCCCCCGGGCCCUGCCCGCCCGCCCCGAGCGCUGGCGCUGGAUGCUCCGCGGGGUGCGCUGCAGGACCGCCCCCCGCCUCCUCCCAGCCCGCCGAGUUUGGGAGCCGCCCCUCCCCUCGCGGACCCUUUCGCUCUGCCCCAAACCCGAGGGCAGGGAAGCAGGAGCCCCCCAGGCUGUCUGA